GGCGGAACCAGAAGCGAAGCGUUUUCCUCGCCUCGCUCCGAAAUACCCGACAGCCGAAGUCACGAUAAACCGUGAGGGCUGACGGACGUGGCGCGGCAGAGAAUACCGGAGGGUAAGGCAACCAAGAGCGCUGCCCUCGUCCCCCAGCGACGGGGAUCUCGCCCUUGCACGGCUCCACGCUUUGGGGCGGCCGAGGUGUCCGGUAGCCUCGGGAACUAUGAUGGAAAAGCAUUUAAGUCGUGCUGUGACACGUAUUAGGGCGUCCCCCGCCGCCCUGCUGGGAGCCCCGCCCGUCCCCAUGCCGGACCCUGCCACGCUGCUGUAGCCGAGACCUUCCCUGCGCGUUCGGAUUACUUACAUAAAAAUGCAUAUAAUUAUGACUGAACACCAGAGGCGUGCUGUAGCAGAUAUGGACUUCAUGUCAUGUUGGCCUCCUGUAUAAAAGAAGGAAGGCUGGCAGUUUUAAAGGGACAGCAAGAAAGUGAUGACCAAGUGCCAAGUACCAGCUGUCCUUAUUCACCAGAUUGAAGAAGAAUUGGAUAAAGAAGAAGAUGAGAUGAUGGUUUUCCUGUGCCGAGACCUUGCUCCUGACUUGGCUACUGCUGGCCUUAAAGAGCUUUUGGUGGCUUUGAAUGAAAGGGAUAAACUGUCUCUUCUUGGUUUGUGUGAGCUGUUGUACAGAGUUAAGAGGUUUGAUUUGCUGAAGAGGAUCUUGAAGAUGGAUAAAAAAACAGUGGAAGCUAACCUUACCAGGAAUCCCAGGCUUGUCCCUGAUUACAGGGUACUAAUGGUAGAGAUUAAUGAGAAUCUGGAAAAAGAAGAAGUGAGUUCUCUUGUUUUUCUACUCAGAGAUUUUGCCCCUCGAAUGAAAAUGGCAAAAGAUAAGAGUUUUCUACGUCUAAUUAUUGAACUGGAGAAACUAAAUUUGGUGGCUCCAAAUCAACUGGAUUUGAUAGAAAACUGUUUCCGAAAUAUUCACAGGAUAGACCUGAUUAAGAAGAUUGAGAAGUAUAAGCAAGAAGCUUACAUAUCCUCCAUUCGUUCUCAGCCUGUGUAUGUCAAUGCCCUUCAGGCAUCUCUCCCUAAUCUCAGUCUGAUUGAUCCUCCUUAUAAUUUGGGGUUUCAGAAUGUGAACAAAGAAAAGUCACAAAAUGGAGAAAUCUUCUUUCAAGAAGAACCAGUCCACAUGUCCAUUCAAGAAUCAGGACCAGCAUCACAUAAGGUGUACAGAAUGCAAAGUCAGCCUUUAGGAGUAUGCCUGAUUAUAGACUGUAUUGGUAAUGACACUGAUGUGUUGGAAGAGACCUUCAGAGGCUUAGGCUAUGAUGUUCAUUGUCACAAACACUUAAAUUUGACCACCAUGAAUGAAACAUUGCUUCAAGCUGCAAGGUUACAGAAGCACAGGACUUGUGACAGCUUCAUUUGCAUAUUAGUCAGCCGUGGAAAUGCUCAGAGCAUCUUCUGUACGGACCCCUCCUCUACUGGAUUCCCUUUGGAGCAAAUAAAGAAAUACUUUAUGGCAGAUUCAUGUCCUGAACUCCGAGGAAAACCAAAGCUCUUCUUUAUUCAGAGCUACAUUGUGCCAGAAGAUGAGCAAGAAUGUACCAGUCUGGAAAUUGAUGGAAACGACAAGAAAAUAAUCUCUAAUACAAAAAUGCCCUUGAAAGACACUAUUCCCCAAGUAGCAGAUGUCUUUUGGAGUCAGUGCAAGGUGGAUGCUUCUACACUAGAAAAAUCUCCAAGACCAUCCUCAUAUUAUCUACGUUGUCUGGCUGAGCUGCUCCGCAAUCCUCAUAAAAGGAAACUCUCUAUAUUAGAUAUCCAUACGGAACUGAACAGAAGAGUCUAUGAGUGGAAUAAGACAACUGACCCAAGUCAGCAAUACUCACUUCUGCUCCAGCACACACUGAGGAAAGCACUUUUUCUCUCUCCCAGUUAACUGCUAUUGGAAAGGACGUGUCUAAA
Coturnix japonica (Japanese quail) is the source of this 1965-nucleotide messenger RNA. It is a transcript of the gene CFLAR, whose product is annotated as CASP8 and FADD like apoptosis regulator. NCBI's taxonomy places the organism in Eukaryota, Metazoa, Chordata, Aves, Galliformes, Phasianidae. The record is from RefSeq and is a predicted model, not a curated record. Gene Ontology annotation, molecular function: cysteine-type endopeptidase activity; protein binding. Gene Ontology annotation, biological process: proteolysis; regulation of apoptotic process.